Messenger RNA from Nicotiana attenuata, 816 nucleotides. RefSeq lists its product as uncharacterized. The record is from RefSeq and is a predicted model, not a curated record. Lineage: Eukaryota; Viridiplantae; Streptophyta; Magnoliopsida; Solanales; Solanaceae. The transcript has 4 exons. Bases 1 to 816 code for a protein of 271 amino acids.
AUGGCCAUGAAAGUCUUGGAAGAGAACACAGAAAUGUCAAUGAAAUGUAACAUUUUCUGGAAUAGUGAGUAUGGAUUUGAAGUGAAGCAAGGAUCAGGUGCAAGUGAAGUGAAGCAUUUGGUGGACAUCAACAGUAAUGCAACUUACAUGAAAGCAUACAGUUACUUUCUACAGCCUGUAUUGGGUAUGAAUAUGUGGCCAGAGUCACAAAACCCAACUGUUAUACCACCUCAUGUCAAGAAGAUGCCUGGAAGGCCAAAGAAGGUUAGAAGAAAAGAGCCUGGUGAAAAUAAGACAGGAAAAUUGUCCAAAAGUGGAGUGGAAAUGACAUGUAGCAGUUGUCAUAACAAGGGUCAUAACAAGAGGGGAUGUGCAAAGGCUGCUGGAGGUAAUACUGCUGCAACUUCAGCAAAUUCUGUACCUACAAGUGUUGGUAGUUCAAAGCCACCAAAGCAAAGUACUGCAAGAGGAAGGGGUAGGCCAAAAGGUUCUAAAGAAAAGGAUGUUGGUACUAGCACUGAUGUAAGAACACAAUUUAAGAAACCAAGGAUGGUUGGGAUGGGAGUUUUACACACUCAAAGUGGUUUCAAGAUUCAAAAUCCUGGAAUGUCAUCUACAAACUUUAAGAAUGUGAGGUCCUCGGCAGAAGUAGCUGGAAAUCUAGGCCAUCAACCAACACGAGAUGUUAAAUGGAAAGGUAAAGAAGUUAUGACAUCAAGGCAGCUUCAACAAUUGAGAGGCAAGAAGCUCAUUCAAACAAGGUCUAGGGCUGCUAAGUUGACCCAGGAAAGCACCAUUGCAAAUCAACCCAGCUGA